UAACUGCUGCAGACGCCACUAGGUCCCUACAGUCGCAGAUCAGCGGGGGAGCGUUCAGUAAAACUCUAGAGCGCGUGAGAGCAGCAUCUGAAUCAGCGUUCGUCUGUGCGUCUGAGCCAGAAUGGGCUGUAAUCCAUAACGCUAAAAAUAUUACUUAGCUGGCUCUGUCCUUCGGUAGUGGCUUUGUCCAUGGCGUUCUUGCAGAGGACUGGAGACUACUGCCACGCUCAACAUCUGCACGUCUAAACACGGGGAGAAAACAGACCUACGCCGAUCUCUGGAUGCACUGAGUUGCUCUUUCCUUUACCGCCUGUGGUCCUGCCACCCUAAACUCCUCGCAAAUCUAAUGGGGUGAUCUUACCUCUCUGGCUACGGUAAGCCAUUAUAGAGAUGAUAUAAGAGAUCUGGGACUUUGAACAUCGAGGAGUCUUGCAGUGUUUUAGAGCUCAAGAGACUGAACAAAACCGCAAAGAGUGUCCGUCGGGUGAAUUUGCUUGCGAACGAUUUGGAGGAAGCACAAUGGCUCGGAUGAACCGGCCGGCUCCCGUGGAGGUGUGCUACAAGAACAUGAGGUUCUUAAUCACGCACAACCCAACGAACUCCACUCUGAGCAGCUUCAUAGAGGAUCUUAAGAAGUAUGGUGCCACGACGGUGGUCAGAGUUUGUGAGAUAACCUAUGACAAAACUCCACUGGAGAAGGAUGGGAUCACAGUUGUGGACUGGCCAUUUGAUGACGGCGCUCCUCCUCCGUCUAAGGUCGUGGAGGACUGGCUGAGUCUCCUGAAGAGACGUUUCAUGGAAGAACCCGGCUGCUGCGUGGCUGUGCACUGCGUGGCCGGUUUAGGAAGAGCUCCAGUACUCGUGGCCGUGGCACUGAUUGAAAGUGGGAUGAAGUAUGAAGAUGCCAUUCAGUUCAUCAGACAGAAGCGCAGGGGUGCAAUAAACAGCAAGCAGCUGACGUAUCUAGAGAAAUAUCGUCCCAAACAGAGACUACGCUACAAACACCCGCACAUUUUCAAGAACAAGUGCUGCAUCAUGUGACUGCACCCUCACCCUGCUGUUCUGAACCGAGCUGAACCUGACGGACUGGGCCACAAUGGAUGCACUUUGCUGAUUUGCUAUUAAAAUACGAACCGAUUCGGUCUGGAUGAGAACCCCACUGGUGCCUAAAAUCCUCCUCACUCUGAUUGUGGUGUGGAUACUGCCAUGGCUUUUCUGAGACUUGCGGCUCGGAGGUCGAAGGCGACCUCUGACCUUUGACCCUGCACCAGGACCGACACCCUAAUCAUGCCUCAAAUGAUUGUCUGAAAGAGCCAGGCGGCGUGAUAAUGUGAAUCGUGGACAAAAUUUGAGCUCUUUCUCACUGUCUCUACUACUUGUUUUUCUUUCUACCGCUUUCCUGCUCUGUCCGGCCAGGAGUUUGAUUUUUAGACGACUGCGGUUCCUUUAACACUUUCAGUUUUCAGCACAAGUCUUUUUACUGGUGACCUUUCCCAUGUUGCUUUUAUGUUUUGUGAGCAAAUUGGACUAAUGAAGGGCUCAUGUGAAAGAUAUUUGUAUUCGGGUGAGUGCCAGACACUAAACGGUUUCUGAAAGCUACAUGAAGGCCUGCGUCUGUGUAGGCUGAUGAAUUUAACAACGAUAAUGCUUAUUAUGCGUGUUUAUGUGCUUAACAUCAAACCUUGUGUUUGCUGAAAUAAUUUUAAUAUGUAAAGGACUGCAGGGCUCCCUGGAGGUGAUCUAUCUACGAUACUUGUCCAUUCAGGUCAACAGAGAUCAGAUGGUGAAAAAAAUGGCCCUAUAUAUGAACGAGUUAUGAGACGAGACUGUGGUUUUAAGUUGUUUUUGUCUGUUUUUUAAGAACACACCUCCAGCUGCAUAAUACAAAUAAAGGCUGUUGCAAUCAUGAA
This is a messenger RNA of Labeo rohita (rohu), 1910 nucleotides long. It is a transcript of the gene ptp4a3a, whose product is annotated as protein tyrosine phosphatase 4A3a. Gene Ontology annotation, cellular component: nucleus. Gene Ontology annotation, molecular function: protein tyrosine phosphatase activity. Gene Ontology annotation, biological process: protein dephosphorylation. The record is from RefSeq and is a predicted model, not a curated record. Bases 520 to 1041 code for a protein of 173 amino acids. The transcript is spliced from 6 exons. Lineage: Eukaryota; Metazoa; Chordata; Actinopteri; Cypriniformes; Cyprinidae.